AUGCACUCCAGUCUUGUGCGCGUACAGAAUGUGUUCGGAUUCUUCACAUCGGUCGCCUUUGCCGUCGCUGGUGCCAUCGCAUUGAGUGUCCUGCUGAGCCCCCAGUCGCCUUCCGCAGCACUUGAGUUGAAGAACAUUCGAGUCGCAAAAGGCCGGCCAUACUACCACAGCACCAAGCGCGAAGAAUACGCGCACGUCACCUUCGACCUCGACGCCGACCUCUCCUCCCUCUUCAACUGGAAUACGAAACAAAUAUUCCUCUACGUCGUCGCUUCAUAUCCCUCGAAAUCUCCAUCUACGAUCCCACGAUCCGAAGCCGUGGUUUGGGACGCCAUCAUCCCCUCCGACUACGCCCCGCUACAUGUCAAUACCUAUAUCCACCCCGCACCCAAAACUGCGUCGUCAAAGGACAAGCUCAAGGCAAAGAGAGUAGCGAAGCCGUACCCACCAGGAAAAGAGCCUGGUAUCGUAAGGCUCAAGGACCAGAGGCCGAAAUACCAGAUCACAGAUGCGACUGGAAAGAUCGCAGAGCGUGGGAAUGCGACACUGACGCUGCAUUGGAACGUGCAACCUUGGGUAGGUCUGUUGACAUGGACAAACACGAAUACCUAUGGACGGUGGGAGGGCUUGAAGGGAGGCAAGACGGAACCGUUUGCAUUCCCUGAACUGAAAGUAAGCGAAAAAGCCAAGAAGGAGGACCUCAAGACUGAAAAGGGAGCCGAAGCUUAUCGUCUACACGUGGGAUGA
This is a messenger RNA of Ramularia collo-cygni, 747 nucleotides long. Its product is annotated as related to SPC3-signal peptidase subunit. The transcript has 3 exons. The record is from RefSeq and is a predicted model, not a curated record. The coding region runs from base 1 to 747 and encodes 248 amino acids. Lineage: Eukaryota; Fungi; Ascomycota; Dothideomycetes; Mycosphaerellales; Mycosphaerellaceae. Gene Ontology annotation, biological process: protein targeting to ER. Gene Ontology annotation, cellular component: membrane; signal peptidase complex.